AUGGAUCCCAACCACUGGGUUUAUGCUGCUGAAGGCAACCAGAAUAUCGUACUGCGGUACACGGGCCAGGACCAGUCAUACGUAGGACAUGUACUACGCCUUCAAAAGGAUAAGGCCGUCGAUGCUCGUUUCCAACCAGCAUUUGUCCAUGAUGUAAUAGGUGCUUUGCUAGGCCAUGACUAUAUUGUUCCCUUGACCUGUGUUCCUGUCACGUUGACGUUCCUGAAAUCCAUUGAAACCAAGAUCACCCAUGAUCGCCCUGACCAUCGACGUGCACGGACCAUUGACCUGAAUCAAUCAUGGGCAUGUCUUGCUCCCGAUCUCACUUUUCAAUCCGCCCUUACUGUCGAAAUCAAGCCUAAAUGGGGAUACAAGCCCACAUGGUCGUCAUUAACAAAGCCGUGGAUGAGUGAAAAAUACAAGCAUGUCAAGGCCACAACGUGUCGAUUUUGCAUGCACAGCUGGUACAAGCACAGUCGGAGUGAUCUCGAGUAUUGUCCACUCGAUUUGUAUUCGAUGGAACCAGCACGCAUGAACCGGGCUCUGAAAGCAUUAGAACGCGAAUCUGCGCUGCAUGAUAAGAUGCAGAUAAAACAACAAGAAGUUCAGAACUUGGAGGAGAACCAAGUCAUUGAAAUGAUUAUUGCCAUUCUGUGUCAAGAACCGCUAUUGCCUCGACUGAAAACCUUACAACGGGAUCUUGAUCAGCUGACUAUUGAAGGCAUUCAUUCCAUUUAUGCCACCAAAUCGUCCUCCCUGUUGCCAAUGUAUGAUAUAGAUGUGUGGCGUAAAGUUGUGCAAUGUUUCAAGAGACGAGACAUGUCGAUGAUUUUGUCAGAUGCAAUAGACCCUGCUUUAGAAUGCCAGUAUCUCUAUGAGCAUGUGUUAUCUGCCGUGCUCAAGGAUUGUUCAAUAUUUAUAUCCAUCAUCAGAGACACUGUGGACAGGUGCGACGACAACUUUCAAGGUUGUAAGAUCCAGCUUGACAAUGGCGAGGCUUACCAUUACACCGUUAAAGUCGUUGAUACGGAUUUAAAAAACAUGUCCAAGAUUCCGUACUGGUAUGACCUUGACCAACGCAUUGUGGAACAUGCAACUCGACAUCAUACCACUAAAGUCUGUCAUGAAUAG
Molecule: messenger RNA, 1131 nt
Organism: Zychaea mexicana
Lineage: Eukaryota; Fungi; Mucoromycota; Mucoromycetes; Mucorales; Lichtheimiaceae
Product: inositol-pentakisphosphate 2-kinase
Exons: 6
Coding region: 1-1131 (376 amino acids)
Biological process (GO): inositol phosphate biosynthetic process
Cellular component (GO): nucleus
Molecular function (GO): inositol-1,3,4,5,6-pentakisphosphate 2-kinase activity; ATP binding
Source: RefSeq, a predicted model, not a curated record